AUGGGUUUCUUGUUUUACUUCCUCAGUUUCCUCUCCAUAUCUUUACCCCUCGUGUCGGCCGGUUUCUUCACGGAAUUCGUGUACCCGAAUUUCACAGCUUCGAACAUUAGAUUCCGAGAUGGUAACGGGCGAUUCUUGUUCUCUUCCAACGGGAAAUUCAAGGCAGCCAUGUUCAAUCCCGGCUCUCAAAGAACCCGAUUCUACUUAUGUGUUAUUCACGUCGAGUCGAACAUGAUCAUAUGGUCCGCUAACCGAGACUCACCCGUGUCUGAGUCGGGUACUGUAGCAUUAACCGUCAAUGGCAUCACGAUUAGUGACGAGAACGGAAGUCAAAGAUGGUCGACUGCGAAAUUAAAAUCUCCGGUCUCUGCUUUACAGCUGACAGAUAUCGGAAAUCUCGUUCUGCUCGACCGGUCAAAUUUGACCCUUUGGGAAAGCUUUCGCCAUCCCACGGACACAAUCGUGAUCGGGCAGAGGCUCUAUCCUUCGGCUGUGCUUUUGAGUGCCGUCUCGAGUGAUGACCUGUCGACCGGCGGGUAUAACCUCUCGUUAACUUUGUCAGAUGUCGUGGUUCAGUGGCAAAACCUCGUUUAUUGGAAACUGUCGAUGGAUGUCCAGGCUUACGUGGACUCGAACUACGAUGUCGAGUUCCUGGAAGUCAACCAAACGGGACUUUAUUUGUUAGGUCGAAACGGGUCGGCUGUCGUGAUUUCGGUGAAUCUGCCGCCGUCCGAUUUCCGAACUGCCCGGAUCGACGGCUCUGGUCAGUUUGUCGUCAGUAGUUUCGCCGGAGGCCUUCAGGCGCAAGAAUACGUGCAGCCGGCCGACAAGUGUCGAAUCCCGUUCAUUUGCGGGAAGUUAGGGUUAUGCAAUGAAGGUGUCUCUGUGGAUAAUUAUGCGUGCUCGUGUCCAUCGGGAUUUCGGGUAAGUUCUUCGAACCGUGGGACCAAUUGCAUCCCAAGCGAUGCUUCUCACUCGUUAUCAAUUUCGUGCAAUUUAUCAUCAUCCCAUGAUGUAAGUAAUAAUUCGAAUUCCUCUGCAAAUGUUUCUUACUUGCCGCUUGGCAAUGAUGUCGAUUACUUUGCAAACGAUUUCAAUUCGCCUGUUGUGUUUGUCUCGAAUUUGUCCCGGUGCGAGGAUUUGUGCUCGAACAAUUGCGCGUGCUUGGGGAUUUUCUACGAUAACUCUUCCGGUUCUUGUUACACGCUCGAAAACAAUGUGGGAUCGGUUAUGCUGAAGUCUAGUAGUAAUGCACGUCUAGGCUUCGUCAAGACCAUAGUCAAACCACAAUCAACGGGUUUCGACGGUUACAACAAAAACAACAACGAUGUGAGUUUUCCGGGAGCUUUUGUGAUUCUACCGUCAAUUGCCGCCAUCUUUAUCUUUGCCCUUGGUUUUCUCUUGUGGAGAAGGUUUAGGCACCCGAGAGUCUAUAACAACCAAGAUACAACACCACCGAGUCACUCCCGCUCGUAUUCUUUCUCCUCAUCCUUCGAGGGCAUGGAAUUCUCUAUCCCCGGUUUGCCCCUACGGUACUCCUACACGGAGCUCGAGGCCGCGACCAUGAAUUUCGAGACGAAAAUCGGGACGGGCGGAUACGGAACCGUCUACAAAGCCACCCUUCCCGACAAAAAUCAAGUCGCCGUAAAGCGGCUCGCCAAAAUCGGCCCACAGGGCCGACGGGACUUCUGCACUGAAAUUGCUGUAAUCGGCAACAUCCACCACGUAAACCUCGUGAAACUAAAAGGCUUUUGCAUCCAUCGAAAAGAGUGGCUCCUCGUGUACGAAUACAUGAGCGGAGGCUCGCUCGACCGGGCUCUUUUUGGUAACGGGCCGGUCUUGGAGUGGAGGGAACGGGCCAAGAUCGCCAAUGGCUCGGCCCGCGGGCUCGCGUACCUCCAUAGCGGGUGCGAGCCCAAGGUCGUCCACUGCGACGUGAAGCCCGAGAAUAUUUUACUCGACUCGAGCCAUUCCCGGGCCAAGAUCUCCGAUUUCGGGCUCUCAAGAUUCCUCGGGCCCGAGGAGUCGAGCAUGCUCGCGACGAUGCGUGGGACCCGAGGCUACCUCGCGCCGGAGUGGCUCACGAGGUCGACCGUCUCGGAGAAGACCGACGUGUAUAGUUUCGGGAUGGUGCUGCUCGAGAUCGUGAGCGGGAGGAAGAAUUGUUUGCCGAGGGCAAGUGAUGGGAUUUUCUUCUUCCCGUUGUUAGCGCUCGAGAUGCACUUGGAGGGAAGGUAUUUGGAGCUCGUGGAUCGGAGGUUGAAGGGUCGGGUGACGGGGGAGGAGGUGGGGAAGUUGGUACGCGUGGCAUUGUGCUGCGUUGACCAAGAGCCCGGGUGGAGACCGAGCAUGGUUAAUGUGGUGGGGAUGUUGGAAGGGGAGAUGCCGGUGGGGGAGCCGAGAGCGGAGGGUUUGGAGUUUUUGAGGUUUUACGGGCGGACGUUUAAUCAGGGUGGGCCCGCGGGUGUGGAGGUUGAUCGGGUUGUUGACACGUGUCGCGAGGCGAUUGGUGGUGCGGAGAGUUGUAGGAUGUCGGACGUGUCGUCGGAGCAAAUUUCGGGUCCGAGGCGAACGGAUAUACCGAUAAGGAGCCUUUUACGAGAAGCAGUUGGAGGCCGACGGGGUUUUGAGCUACCGUGUGCAAGGGACACCAUCGGAAGGCUCGACAUUCGGUACAAGUUCGGAGUCGAGAGGUUCCUGCUGGCUCCAAAUAACUUGAGUGGGUCGGGCCGAGCCGAGUCGGGUUGGAAGAAGGCGGCAGUCGGACCGGGCUCUUGGUGCUGUAGGGAGGGACUCUGCUGUUGA
Messenger RNA from Striga hermonthica, 2805 nucleotides. Lineage: Eukaryota; Viridiplantae; Streptophyta; Magnoliopsida; Lamiales; Orobanchaceae. The record is from the annotation of a GenBank genome assembly.